Molecule: messenger RNA, 1071 nt
Organism: Guillardia theta CCMP2712
Lineage: Eukaryota; Cryptophyceae; Pyrenomonadales; Geminigeraceae
Exons: 3
Coding region: 25-1017 (330 amino acids)
Biological process (GO): photosystem II stabilization; photosystem II assembly
Cellular component (GO): photosystem II oxygen evolving complex
Molecular function (GO): oxygen evolving activity
Source: RefSeq, a predicted model, not a curated record
CUCCCGCCGAACAGCCCCCCCGCCAUGUUCACCCGAUCAGCGUGCUUGGCCGCCGUUGCCGCCUCUGCCGCCGCCUUCCAGCCCACCCUCCGUUCUGGAGCUCCUGCUAAGGUGAACCAGCGUGCCACAUGCGCGGUCUCCAUGUCUGCGCAGAGCAACGUCAAGGUGGCCGCGGCUGGAUUGGCUGCCCUCCCCUUGAUCAUUGGAGGAGCCGACGCUGCCAACGCCUUGACCAGCAAGGACAUCAACAACCUCACCUACGAGGAGGUCAAGGGAACUGGUAUCGCCAACCGCUGCCCUGAGGUCGAGUCCAACGGAGAGGAUAUCGUGCUCCAACAGAACACCAAGUACAAGAUCACUGACCUCUGCAUUGAGCCCAAGUCCUUCCAGAUCGAGACCGAGGUGCAGAAGAAGCGUGGCGAGAGCCGCAGAGAGUUUGUUGACACCAAGCUCGUGACCCGUGCCACCUACUCCCUUGCCGGUGUCGAGGGGCCCCUCUUCUACGACAAGGACGGCUCCCUCACCUUCCAGGAGAAGGAGGGUCUCGACUACGCCGCCACCACCGUCCAGCUUCCUGGAGGCGAGCGUGUUCCCUUCUUCUUCACCAUCAAGGAGCUCGUCGCCAAGGCCACCGCCCCCAAGGGUAUCUCCCCCGGAACCGAGUUCGGCGGAACCUUCACCGUCCCUUCCUACCGCUCCGGUCUCUUCCUUGACCCCAAGGGACGUGGUGCCACCACUGGAUACGACAUGGCCCAGGCUCUUCCUGCCUUUGAGGCUGAUGGCAACGAGGGACAGGCUGAGCUCUUCAAGGAGAACAACAAGGUCUUCCAGGUCACUGACGGAAGCAUGGAGUUCGCGGUCAACAAGGUUGAUGGGCAGACGGGAGAGUUCUCUGGCGUGUUCGUCUCUGAGCAGCUGUCUGACACUGAUAUGGGAUCCAAGGCUCCCAAGAAGGUCUUGAUUAAGGGCAUCGUGUAUGGCAAGGUCUCCACUGCUUCCGGAGAUGAGGGAUACUAGACUGUUUUAAGUUCUGAAAACAACAUGUACAAACAAAACAAACUUUGAAACGUG